AGAAAGAAAGAAAAAUAACAAACACUUUUCCCAUAACAAUAACCCUUUUCCACAUCCCAUUCUCUUUCGUAAUCCUCAAUCGAAAGGAAGAAAAGAAAAAGAAAAAUGCUGUCUUCUCUGUUGAAUCCGUCUUUCUCCACCCUCACUCCAAAAACAAAACCAAAACCCAUCGAUUCAAUCCACACAAAUAAACGCUCUGUCUUCGUUAUAGUAAGAUGCACCUCCUCUUCUUCCAUCACCAACAACCACUCUCCUCUGCCACCCAAUGAUUACCACCGUCGAACCACCGAUAACAUCAAGGACGAGGCUCGCCGCCAUCCCUCCGCCGCCCACAACUUCACUGCUAAGUAUGUCCCCUUCAACGCCGGUUUUGAUUCCUCUGAAUCCUAUUCCCUCGACGAAAUCGUCUACCGGAGCAACUCCGGCGGCCUCCUCGACGUCCAGCACGAUAUGGUAGCUCUCAAGAGGUUCUCCGGCGAAUACUGGAGGUCUCUAUUCGACUCGCGUGUUGGGAAGACAACAUGGCCCUACGGUUCCGGCGUGUGGAGCAAGAAGGAGUGGGUCCUACCGGAGAUAGACCCAGACCACAUCGUAAGCGCCUUCGAAGGUAACUCUAAUCUUUUCUGGGCUGAGCGUUUUGGCAAACAGUUCGUGGGCAUGAAUGAUUUAUGGGUGAAACACUGUGGGAUUAGCCACACGGGUAGUUUUAAGGAUCUGGGAAUGACGGUUCUGGUGAGCCAAGUGAACCGGCUUCGCAAGAUGAACCGGCCGGUCUUCGGAGUUGGUUGUGCGUCGACCGGGGACACCUCGGCUGCACUAUCUGCCUAUUGUGCUUCGGCGGGGAUUCCAUCUAUUGUGUUCCUUCCCGCAAAUAAGAUCUCCACUGCACAGCUGAUUCAACCCGUUUCAAAUGGGGCAUUGGUGUUGAGCAUUGACACCGAUUUUGAUGGCUGCAUGAAGCUAAUUAGGGAGAUCACUUCUGAAUUGCCUAUUUAUUUGGCCAAUUCGCUGAAUAGUUUGAGGCUUGAGGGACAGAAAACUGCUGCUAUUGAGAUUCUGCAGCAGUUUAAUUGGGAGGUUCCUGAUUGGGUCGUUGUUCCUGGUGGGAACCUUGGAAAUAUUUAUGCUUUUUACAAAGGGUUCAAAAUGUGCCAGGAUUUGGGGCUUGUGGAUAAGAUUCCAAGGCUUGUUUGUGCUCAGGCUGCUAAUGCAAACCCUUUGUACUUGUAUUACAAGACGGGGUGGAAAGAGUUUCAGCCUGUGAAGGCUAACUCCACUUUUGCUUCUGCUAUACAGAUUGGUGACCCUGUUUCUAUAGAUAGAGCUGUGUAUGCUCUGAAGCAUUCGGAUGGGAUUGUUGAGGAAGCAACUGAGGAGGAACUGAUGGAUGCAAUGGCUCAAGCUGAUUCCACAGGCAUGUUCAUAUGUCCACAUACUGGGGUGGCUUUGACGGCUCUCAUCAAGCUUAGGAAUUCUGGGGUUAUAGGACCUAGUGAUAGAGUUGUUGUGGUGAGCACUGCACAUGGGUUGAAGUUUACACAGAGUAAGAUUGAUUAUCACUCGGGAUCUAUCCCUGGAAUGGGUCGGUUUGCCAACCCACUCGUUUCAGUGAAGGCGGAUUUUGGAUCUGUCAUGGAUGUGCUGAAGGAUUUUUUAUUGAGUAAGGCCCCCAAGUACAAGUAAAGGUUGCCACUUGCAAGAAACGGUCUCCACCUGAAAAAUCAUUCUUCUACAGCCCGCAUGAUCAUGCUAUAUUUGACUGCGAAAGUUUUAUACGAUAAUAAUCUGAGGGUGGGAAUUGGAU
Messenger RNA from Gastrolobium bilobum, 1804 nucleotides. RefSeq names its product threonine synthase, chloroplastic-like. Gene Ontology annotation, biological process: L-cysteine biosynthetic process. Lineage: Eukaryota; Viridiplantae; Streptophyta; Magnoliopsida; Fabales; Fabaceae. The record is from RefSeq and is a predicted model, not a curated record. The coding region runs from base 106 to 1683 and encodes 525 amino acids. The transcript has 2 exons. Gene Ontology annotation, cellular component: cytoplasm. Gene Ontology annotation, molecular function: threonine synthase activity; pyridoxal phosphate binding.